GAAGGAGUCUUGAGUUAGCUCCCAGUACAGCAACCAUUCACCCUAGUUAUGUUGAACGGUGCGACUUCAAUCUGCAAUACUGUUGUGCAGUUCAAUCAUAGAUACCCCAUGAAAUCAUAAAACUGUAUUCUCGGUCUUUUGUUUUUUUUCAUUUGUUCACAGCACAUUGAAUGCGUCCCCACGUGACAGUGUUUUCUCACCUCAUGUGAAAUUGCAGGGUUCAGGAAUGGCAGAGGCGCAAUAAGACAGAUGCAAUAGCCUUAAUGGAACCAUCUGCAACCUGCUCAUACUUCAGCAAUUAGUUACGCACACUGCCGCUAUUAGAUCAUACAGUGGUGCUCUUCAGAACCUCUUCGAUGAUUUCGGGGAACAUGGCUUCUGCUUCCUCUAAAUCCCCCCCCCCCCCACCAGCUGCAUGCAGCGCUUUCUGUAGGCGAAGCUUUACUAAAUCCUCAAAGCGCACCAUUCUCGACGCUACCCCAGCUUCCAAACCCUGUGCGGCUCAAGCUAGUAAGUGUAGUGUGACCCCCUAACACUACUACAUCAAGCCGUGAAACCCUCACACUCAUCCCCUCACCCCCUAAUUCACUUAAGUCCACCCCAUGUGAAGAAUACAACGCCUUAAUUGGAAGCGUACAUCCAAUGCGAAAAAAUGCGAGGAACAUUACAACAAUGGCUGCCGCAUUGGAAUUGGGUCGCUGCGUGAGACAGCGACAGCCAGGACUGAAUUGCUCUGCUCCUCGGAGUCCGGCAUGUGUGCAGGAGCGGCUCGACGAGACCCAUCGGACUGCAUGGGAACACGAAUGAAGAAUAGUUGAAUUCUCGUGGACUUUGGUUCUCUGUUCUGAAUAAACUGAAGGGUGUCAAAGAACAGUAUAAUAUUCUUUGAGCCACAGAAUACAUACAUACCUCUGUUUUGCAGCCCUUCAGACUUUGACCUCUUGGAGACUUCCUGUGAUCUCCGUUACCCUCACACGUACUUUGCCAAGAAUCGUUCUCGUGUCCUUCUUCUUUGCGGAUUUCGCAGCUAUGGCGAAGCUGGUUUUAGGGGUGAUUGCGUUUUGUAUUUUGACUAUUUGGGCGGUUCACGCCGACAGAAUGCGUUCUCCUCAAUCGGCAGAUGUUACUAGCAGCCUGCAAGAUCCAAAAUACAAAAUCAACUUCCAUCCUGCUGAAUCUCCCAUUCUUCCGACUUCGGACCAGGAGAUUAUCGUUAUGACGGACAGAGAUGGGAAGAAGUUUCGUUGUAACCUACCCGUGGCAGAAGGCACUGAGGCUGUGAACAAGGAUGAGAUUCAACAAACUGAUACCAGUACCAGCAUAGUGGCAGAUGAGUGGUCUGCUCGUAAAACUCCUGAAGAUCUCCUUGACAUCCUCAAAGACAAGUGUUUUCGCAGGUAUGAGGGAUGGUGGAUUUAUGAGCUUUGUUACAAGGGUCAUUUGCGCCAGUUUCAUCUACAUGACAAUAAGGCUCCAAUUUGCACAUAUGGACCUGACAUGCAGCACGGAUCAGUAGUAUACUUUUUCACUCUUGUCAAGCAACCUUUCAGGGUUCCACAUGACUAUCAGAACCAUAGAAAGAUGGUAGUUCAAGAAUUUGUGUUAGGCACAUAUGAUGUAGAGGCGACAUCAGCCCUGCAUAAAAAUUCUCCUAACGUUUCUCUUCGGAAGGACCUUCGCUCAGAAAGUGCAGCACAGCGAUAUCAUGCGCACGUUUACACGAACGGUACCAUCUGUGAUCUUACAAAUCAACCUCGUGAAACAGAGGUGAGGUUUGUUUGCUCAGAAACAGGUCGAAUGUUAAUUAAUUCCAUCAAAGAGGCACCUACCUGCAAGUACAUCCUGGUUUUUCAUACACCCAUGUUGUGCAAGCACCCAACUUUUCAAGAGGAGCGUCAACCUUGGGUAGUUAUUGACUGCAAUGCCGUUCCUUCAGAGAUGCUUCCAAUGAAAGAAGGAACGGCAUCAGAGCAGCAUCCUGAAGAAGCCACAAACCAAGCUGAAACAGACACUCGUAGCAAAUCCGUGAUAUCAGCCUUGCCUGAGAACACAAAUGAGAUCCCGCUUCUGAAUCUCCCACACAAGGACGCUAUCCUAUUGUCUCGAACCUCCACUAAUAUCGAAGGUGGUACUAAAGUCAAAGUGCGUAAAAAAUCUACAGAGUUUAAGGCCUCUGAAGAGGUUCCUACGCCAUCAAACAAGAACCAGGAGACUGAUGAACCUGUCGCAGACUCAGAUGAUAAAGAGACAGUAGAAGAACAAGCAACCCCGACGAGGGGUGAAGAGAAGACUGAGGAGCAGGUUUUUCCAAGACAAGAAAGAGAAGAGAAACCCACAUCAUAGUUUGUUUUUUUAUUUUAUUUUAUUUCAUGAGGUAAUUUUGUGCCAAAGUAGACGACUCCGUAGCACAUCUCCAGGAAUAUGUUUAGAUGUCUAUCCGUUAUUUACGUUACAACCCUCAGAUAUCAUGUGCCAAUUUCUCCUAAAUAGGAUCUCCGUAUGUGCUUCUUGUCACUACAAGGAGAGAAUGUAUUGCACAUUUUCUGAACGUGGUUUUGUGUAAUAGUCAGAGCAGGUGAUUAGAUUCGGCACGUCUGCGGAGGAUGUAAAUAGGUCCUAAUAUUCAAGCUGGAAUUCCAGCAGAAUAUUAUUGAAUUAUUUCAUAGAUUGUGGAUAGAAAACCUGUUGCUUCUAAUUUUAUCUGUUAUGUUGAUCAAUUCAAGAAGGAACUGUGAUUUCAAUGGU
Messenger RNA from Physcomitrium patens, 2745 nucleotides. Lineage: Eukaryota; Viridiplantae; Streptophyta; Bryopsida; Funariales; Funariaceae. The record is from RefSeq and is a predicted model, not a curated record.